Parasteatoda tepidariorum (common house spider) is the source of this 813-nucleotide messenger RNA. RefSeq lists its product as uncharacterized. Gene Ontology annotation, cellular component: chitin-based extracellular matrix. Gene Ontology annotation, molecular function: structural constituent of chitin-based larval cuticle. The record is from RefSeq and is a predicted model, not a curated record. Lineage: Eukaryota; Metazoa; Arthropoda; Arachnida; Araneae; Theridiidae.
UCCCUUGUCUAGAAUUCAAUUUAAAUGCAUAUUUCUUUCUACUAUAUAAAGAGGGUGACAUUUUCUCCAUUUAACAAUCGUCUUUUAGCGGCUAUAGAUAAAUCUUUUCAAAAUGAUUUCAAAGAUUAUCAUUUUAGCAGCCAUUGCUGUGGUUGGUUUUGCUCACCCUCCUUUGGAUCAUGGACACCAUGCACCUAAACCAUACAAAUUUGGAUACAGUAUUAAAGACAAGCACGGUGAACAACACCGAGAGGAAUCCGGUAAUGGUGGUCAUCACGUGACAGGAAGUUAUGGUUUCACCGAUGACAGAGGUAUUCACAGACAGGUCAAUUAUGUAGCUGAUCACGGAGGUUUCAGAGCCCAGGUCAAGACCAACGAACCUGGUACCGCCAAUCAAAAUCCAGCUGCAGUACACAUCCAUUCAUCUGCUCCUGCACAUGGUCAUUUGUAUGGCGGAUAUGGAUAUGGGGGAUACGGCAGUGCCGGUCUUGGUUAUGCUGGCUUGAAUAAUGGGUAUGCUGGUUAUAGUGGAUUAGGCAAUGGAUUUGGAGGAUUAGUAAAUGGUUAUGGAGGAUAUGGCAUUGGAAAUGCUGGGUUUGGAUAUGGCGGCUAUGGAUUAGCUAGUGCAUUGCUUGGUACUUUGCCAUACGCCAGAUAUGGGUACUAAAAUAUUCAGUAGGUGCUAGAGAAUUUAUUUUGUAUAUGAAUGGGAGCCUCAAUUUUUAUUCUUAAGCUUUUUAAAUGUUUUGCCAAACUGUUGUUUUUUGUAACAUAACCUUUUUGUAAGGUGCUGCUUUGUAUAUAAAUGUCUAA